CUGAUAACCAAAGGAUCUUUCCCUUCUAUCUUAUGGUUUUUAAGUUUCCAACGUUUUGUAAAUCGGGAGGCUUCUGAUUCCUGUCACCAGAUCACUGAGCAAACAUAUCCCAUUAAGAAAUGGCGAGGGAGAAGAUCAAGAUCAAGAAGAUCGACAACGUGACGGCGAGGCAAGUGACUUUCUCGAAGAGAAGGCGAGGGCUUUUCAAAAAGGCGGAGGAGCUUUCGGUUCUUUGCGAUGCUGAGGUUGCUCUCAUUAUUUUCUCAGCUACUGGAAAGCUCUUUGAGUUUGCUAGCUCCAGCAUGAAGGAUAUACUGGGAAGGUACCAUGUGCAGACCAACAAUCCCAACACAUUGGAUCAACCAUCUCUCGGUCUUGAGAUGAGAUUGAGCAAGGAAUUUGCUGAUAAAACCCUUGAACUAAGGCAGAUGAGAGGGGAAGAUCUUCAAGGAUUGAACAUUGAUGAAUUGCAGCGACUGGAGAAGCUGCUAGAGUCAGGACUCGCGCGAGUUCUUGAGACCAAGGGUGAACGUAUUAUGAACGAGAUCUCUUCACUUGAAACCAAGGGAGCAAAGUUACUGGAAGAGAACAAGCAACUUAAAGAAAAAUUGGUGUCAUUGUGCAAAGGCAAAAGACUUGUCUUAGCAGAUUCAGAUGUUGCAGCUCAGCAAGAAGGCAUCUCAUCGGAGUCUGUCGGUAAUGUUUACAGUUGCAACAGCGGCCCUCCACCGGAAGAUGAUACCUCAGACAUUUCACUCAAACUAGGGUAA
Hibiscus syriacus is the source of this 770-nucleotide messenger RNA. Its product is annotated as MADS-box protein AGL24-like. Lineage: Eukaryota; Viridiplantae; Streptophyta; Magnoliopsida; Malvales; Malvaceae. Gene Ontology annotation, molecular function: protein dimerization activity; RNA polymerase II cis-regulatory region sequence-specific DNA binding; DNA-binding transcription factor activity, RNA polymerase II-specific. The record is from RefSeq and is a predicted model, not a curated record. The transcript is spliced from 8 exons. Bases 120 to 770 code for a protein of 216 amino acids. Gene Ontology annotation, biological process: positive regulation of transcription by RNA polymerase II. Gene Ontology annotation, cellular component: nucleus.